Molecule: messenger RNA, 510 nt
Organism: Hydatigera taeniaeformis
Lineage: Eukaryota; Metazoa; Platyhelminthes; Cestoda; Cyclophyllidea; Taeniidae
Source: the annotation of a GenBank genome assembly
AUGACGGAGUUGUUGCAAGACUACCGGGAAUUUCUUUUACCCGUCACUUCCAAAGACAAAGAGUUGCUUUUCGACUCUGAAGGAUUCGUGAAGCACACGGCAGAUCGCACGUCAAACGCCUUUUACGCAGCGCUGGUGGGAACACAGUUGUGGGCGGAUUUUGUACGAGAUCUCAACUGCAUCAGCGAGCGAACUGCUGAGCUGGAAGCCUUCGAUAACGCUAUUUCUCGUCUCCGUCUCAACCGCGACCAAUUGAGGGCUAAAAGUGGCAACAGUCGUAGCGCCGGGGGUAGUGGGGUUGAAAUUUCAGGAGGUGGAGGUGAGACGGGUUCUCAGGUCUCUAGCGGCUCAGGUGGCGACGCCGGCAGCGCUGCUUCUGCCCCUCUCAACGGUUUCUCCACUUCUCCUCGGGGUAGUCUCAGUGGUACUGAUGGCAGCAGUCUUGGAGGCCGUCCUUUGCCUCCUAGGUCUGUAUCAUUCCAUCAUGGCUUACUCAAAUCGUUCAAAUAG